Messenger RNA from Mugil cephalus (flathead mullet), 6167 nucleotides. RefSeq names its product RING finger protein 145-like. The transcript has 12 exons. NCBI's taxonomy places the organism in Eukaryota, Metazoa, Chordata, Actinopteri, Mugiliformes, Mugilidae. The coding region runs from base 393 to 2759 and encodes 788 amino acids. The record is from RefSeq and is a predicted model, not a curated record. Gene Ontology annotation, cellular component: endomembrane system; endoplasmic reticulum. Gene Ontology annotation, molecular function: ubiquitin protein ligase activity; zinc ion binding.
UAGCGUCUUGACACAAUGUGCAUUGUUAUUGACGCUAUAUAAAUAAAACUGAAUUGAAGCGAAUAAGAGUCGCAGCUGUCCAGUAUAAGGAAGACAGGGGCGUCAGAUGAUUUAAUGGGACGUUGCUAGUUUGCGCAUGCUCAGAGCAUCUUCACUCGAUAAUGGCUGCGAGGUGAGAUGAGCGGAUGGGCCGCGUCCUUUCAGUGUGAAGCGCACCCAUCUACAGGACCGUUAACUCGGGCGGUGCCGGGUUAAAAUGGUCGAUAUCCGACCCGAAAAGCAUCCCGAAACUGUUGUACACAGUGCGAACAUCGUCCUUCAAACAGCACCCACUGUUAACAUCCAGUCUUAGUGGUCAGUUCUGCCUGCGGAUCAGAGGUUAACCUGAAGCCAUGGCAUUGAAGGACCGCGUGGAGGCUGUGCUCAAUGUGGGUCUUCGUGUUCCCAGCAUCAUGCUGCUGGACGUCCUGUACCGCUGGGAUGUCGGCUCCUUUUUCCAGAAGAUACAGCGCUCCAGCCUCUCCAACAACCCCCUGUUCCAGUACAAAUAUCUGGCCCUCUACCUGCACUACGUAGGUUACAUCCUGAGCCUGGUGCUUCUGACUCUGCCUCGUCAGCACCUGGUUAAACUCUACCUGUACGUCCUUACAGCCUUGCUGCUGUUUGCUGGUCACCAAGUCUCAAGGGACUAUGUUCGCAGUGAACUGGAGUCCGGCCAUGAAGGACCCGUCUACCUGGAGCCGCUGUCCAUGAACAGAUUCACCACCGCGCUCAUAGGUCAGCUGGUGGUGUGUACGCUGUGUUCCUGCGUGAUGCAGACCAAGAGGAUCUGGCUUUUCUCUGCUCACCUCCUCCCUCUGGUGGCCCGACUGUGUCUGGUUCCGCUGGAGACCAUCGUCUUCAUCAAUAAGUUCUCCAUGAUUUUUACAGGCCUGGAGGUCAUCUACUUCCUGGCUUCCAACUUACUGGUACCAUAUAACCUGGCUAAGACGGCAUACAGAGAGCUGGCUCAGGUGGUGGAAGUUUACGGGCUGCUAGCGUUGGGCAUGUCUCUGUGGAACCAGCUGGUCCUUCCGGUUCUCUUCAUGUGUUUCUGGCUGGUUCUGUUCGCUCUGCAGAUCUACUCCUACUUCAGCACCAGAGACCAGCCUACCUCAAGGGAGAGGCUGCUUUUUCUCUUUCUUACCAGUAUUGCAGAAUGUUGUAGUACACCGUACUCUCUGCUGGGCCUGGUUUUCACCGUCUCCUUCAUCGCGCUGGGGGUACUCACGUUGUGCAAGUUCUACCUGCAAGGCUACAGAGCCUUCAUGAACGACAACACCAUGCACAGGGGGAUGACAGAAGGCAUCACUCUGCUGAUCCUCGCUGUCCAGACGGGCCUCAUCGAGCUGCAGGUCAUCCACCGGGCCUUCCUCCUUUCCAUCAUCCUCUUCAUCGUCGUCGCCUCCAUACUGCAGUCCAUGCUGGAGAUAGCUGACCCCAUAGUCCUGGCCCUGGGAGCGUCCAGAGACAAGAGUUUGUGGAAGCACUUCAGAGCAGUGUCUCUGUGUCUCUUCCUACUGAUCUUUCCAGCCUACAUGGCUUAUAUGAUCUGUCAGUUCUUCCACAUGGACUUCUGGCUUCUCAUCAUCAUCUCCUCAUCAAUCCUCACCUCACUGCAGGUUCUCGGUACUCUCCUCAUCUAUGUUCUCUUCAUGGUGGAGGAGUUUCGUAAAGCUCCCGUAGAGAACAUGGACGAAGUCAUCUACUGUGUGAACGGGACCUACAGAUUGCUGGAGUUUCUGGUUGCAGUGUGUGUGGUUUGCUACGGCGUGUCAGAGACUGUAUUUGGGGAGUGGAGCGUGAUGGGCAGCACCAUCAUCCUGGUCCACUCCUACUAUAACGUCUGGCUCAGAGCCCAGCUGGGCUGGCAGAGCUUCCUGCUCAGGAGAGACGCCGUGAACAAGAUCAAAAGCCUCCCCACCGCCAGCAACACACAGCUGGAGCAGUACAACGACAUCUGCGCGAUCUGCUACCAGGACAUGAACAGCGCCGUGAUCACCCCGUGCAGCCAUUUCUUCCACGCCGGCUGUCUGAAGAAAUGGCUGUAUGUCCAGGAGACAUGUCCUCUCUGUCACUCGCAACUCAAGAGCCAGUCACCAGCCGCCGCCGCCGCCAGUGUCCCAAACCAAGACGCCCCCGCAGCCAAUCAGAAUCCUGCAGGGCAGGACGAAGCCAUCGCCAACAAAGAGCAGGAGGGUGGUGGCGCUUUGCAAAAUAAUGGGACAGAGGAGGAAUCAGUGGAGCGGGAGGGAGACAGUGGACCUGCCACAUCAGCUGGCGAAUCUUCCUCCUCCUCCUCCUCCUCCUCCUCCUCCUCCUCCUCCUGCAUGCCCUCUUCAUCCCAACAUCUGGUCAGGCCUCCAUUGUCAUCCUCGUCUUGUUCUUCUCCCCCACCUGUGACUGAUUCUCUGCAGAACCAGUUGCCCACAGAUCAUUCCUCUCCGUCUUCCUCCUCUACCUCUGACACAUCGGACACGGUCGACACUCCUCCAUCCCAGUCCCCGAGCUUCACCCCCUCCAUCCUUCAUCCCUCGUCUUCACAGGUACUCCCCCCGGCAGAGGUGACCCCAGCUGAACCUGAGCCCGCCCCUCAGCCGAACUUGGCACCGGACAGCGACGGGUCAUCUACUGGUCCAUCCUCACAGUCUGACCAGCCCACCUCUCAUUCUGAGGAGCCUUCUUCUUCUCCUCCUCCUCCUCCUCCAUGCAGCCUCUGAGCUCCAUCGUCACACACGCUGCACAUGCAUGCACAUUUAGAGACACAAUCCAAGCGCUCCAUCUGCUUUUACUUCUCCAGCCACGGGCUCUCCUGUCAACGUCUGACAUCCAACUCCUUCAUAUCCAUUUUGAGAGGGAAGAAAUCCCCGACUGUCUCUGAGAACAUUGCAGCGUUACAAAAUGGCAGUGGUUACAGCUUCACAAGAUAUUUCUACUUUUUAGACAGUUGUCUGGAAACAGUUUGUCUAAGCGUGUCCCAUGAAAAGCUUAACUCUCGCCAGCAGUGAUUUCAUUACAGGCGCAACCCUAUCCAUCUAUUAUUUCUUUUCUUUUUUGGAGGGGAUUCAAAACUCGAAAACGGGGACUUGGUAAACUCAUCUCAGUAAGAAUUGGGAGCUCUGCAUCAUGUCCACACAAUGUGAACUCUUAUACGAAGUAUAUAAGGAUUUUGUUUUGUUUUAUUUUUGACAGUUUUACAUGUAGCAACAUUUCCAAACUUUUUUUUUUUUUUACUCUUCUUUUCAAUGCCAGACUUUUAAUUUGGCGGGGUUCUCCCGUACUGCCUUUGUUUGUGCAGCUGUACUUCCAAUGCUGUACAUGUCAGAGUGUUGGGUGUUCCCGGGAGUCCUGUAUGUGCCAUGGGAAUGAAUCAGGAACGAGGUUUCAUUUUAAACCGUGACAAAGUCUUAACAUUUCAUGAAGUCCAUAUCUUUAGUAAAGAUUAUUAUUUUUUUUUUUUUUUUCGUCUGGAUGACAGUAGUUACAUGUAUUAGUGACUACUAAGCAUUAACAGAGACUGAAUGUCGUUACUUGAGGCCAUCACAUGACCUGCAGCCUGGUGCUAAGCAGAGGAUUAGACGCUGUGGUCUAGAGAAGCGUUGCAGUGUGAACAAAUUUGGUGCGUUCAUCGAAAGUAACUUUGAUUCAUUUCACGUGUCAAGCUUUCGGCUGUUACACUGCUUCAGUGUUCAAAUCAAACUUGUUUGGCUGGUCCCAACAACAACAACAACAACAACAACAAAAAAGUUAGUUUUUUUUUUCCCUCAUCGCCAAACUUUUGUAUUGCUGUUGAAGAGCUGUUAUUUUUAAGACCGUUUUUACAUUACCGCUCCAUCAGAAAACUACCGUGCAGACGUCGAGCAGGGAGCGCAAACUUUUACCGUCUCAUUUGCGGUUUAAUUUCAUUUACUCAUCAGCGCGUAAGCUGAUUCCCAAACACUCAUCCAGUCACGUCAAAGAAACCUCUAUCUUCUCAGACCAUCGACAUUCUCCUGCUCCGCCGCUGAGCACCACGAAAUGUAACUACCAGCAUAUUGAGCCGUUCAACAGCUUCGUAUUUCCACACGCGCUAGCGCACGCUCCUCAGUCGGCUCCUGGGUUUAGCAGGAAAGUGCGAUGAAGGGAAAUUAGCCGAGAGACUUGAGAGAAACGCGGAGACUGAUGCACGCUUGUAUGUAGAGCUUGCACGCCGCCGCACUCGCCACAGAAUUCGUUUGUCCCCGGUGUGCUCCGACAUCGCUGCCGAUGUGUUUUUUUUUUCCUAGCAUUUUCUUUGUUUUGGGUUGUAUUUGCACUAAUGUCAUUUAUACUAGCGACGCUCCAAAGCUGUUCUGUGGCUGUCAGCAACCAAAUACCCUCUGAUAUUUGUGUACGAGGAAACAGCCCAAACUGUUUGUGUGUGUGAUGUGUAUAUACAUGUUUCUCUGUAUGGUAUCUAUAUUUAACCAGAGGAGUGUAAAUAAGAUCAGGGCCUGGGUUUUCUGAGGCUUCCCAGUGGUUUGAUUAUUCUUUGUUUCUUUACACGCCUGUGAACAAAGACUAACUUGACUAAGGAGCUCUUUGGGAAACCAGGCUUUCUGAUCUGAGACCAGCCAGUGUUACUGCUUCUCCAGUCUGUAUGACGCGCCUUCGAGCUGGUGUGAUCACUCCGGUGCCCUCUACUGUUAGGAGUAGGAUCAGCACGGCGCAGACGGACAGGAGACGCACUAGAUAAUAUUCAGCAGUAUUGAUUAAUACCACUAUUACUAAAGGUCUUAUUACUAUGAAUGACUUUAUUGUUGACAUUGAAAAGCGUCGGCCGCAGGGUUGAGAAUGAAUACAUGAUGGAUGUAGGAUCAAACCGGGGCCGACGCUGCGUUUGUGUUUAUUUUUUUAAGAGAUGAAAUGUAGAGAUUGAUGUAUUUUGCACACGUUCCUCUGAAAGUCGAACAUAAGGACUCUGUGUAUACGACUCCUCAUUAUCAGCUCCAUUCUUAAGACGUUGUUUUUUUUUUGAAGACUCAACUGAAACGGUUACAAAGAUUUGAAAGGCUUUCAUGCACAUUUGUUCAGAGGGAUCACCCUGCGAGACGAAAUGUGACAUGACCCACACGGUGACAACUGUCAUUGGCGGCUGUAUGUGAAUUUGCAUUGCAGUAUUAAAUGAUCGAUCACUCAGCAGAGAAGCCUGUCGGCCGUUGAUUCCACGCGCGCUUUGCUCAGUUUGCGUCGGAGACAUCAAAGUGUCUCCAUUCUGUGACGUAUAUUUCCCCUACAUAUAUUUACUAUUACACUUUAUAACCUUUCACCUGAGAACUAUAAUAUGGAUGGAAUAUUUAAAAAGCAGUCAUUUCAAAUGCAUUAUUUUGCAUUCCAGCGUGUCCGAUAGUCCAGCUGCAGGAUUUACUUCAUGUAAAAUGCAUCAGUGACUCUAAAGGCUAUUUGUCCGUGAGCUAAUGUGCCAACAAACACAUGAACCGCCACCACUGCUGCUACUGCUGCUGCGCCUUCAUUCCACAUUUUAGCUCCCUCUAUUAGGAGCUUAUUUAGGUUUUAAAAUGAUACACUUCUGAUCAGUGUUUGCAUAUCGUUUAACGUGAAGUAUUAUUAUUUUUGCAGCAGAAACGAGCCAACAUUCCCACACCGUCCUGAGGGCGUCUCUGUGUAAAUAUUAACACUCCUGCAGGUGCGUUUUAAUUUUAAUGCGGCCUGCACUGAAUUUGAGCUGGAGAAAUAGUCGGUGUGACAGUCAAGUCCGGUCGCGCAUCAAAUAUCCAGAGGUUUCAAAUAUUUAAUUUUUCACACAUCUGAGGAAGAUCAUAACUUUAAAAGUGUUAGCAAAUAUGGAAAUGGAAUCUAUAGCUGCCACCGAGCGCUCCGUUAUUUAACCGUAUUCACUGAAUGCAUUUUCACCACCGCUCCUCUGACUGACAGGUGGGUUGAGAUUUACCUCAGACGGACCGGUCGCAUUCGAUUUGGGGGGGGGGGGGGGGGGGGCCGAGGCUCCCUGCAGAGUUUUUGUUUCAGAUUUAUUCAUAUGUCUCAGAUUGAGGACCUGCUUCAUGGUUGGUUUUUUGGACUUUCUGCCUGGCAUUGCCUUGGUUAUUUUACAAAAAUUGAAUGUCAAAUAAAAUGAAUCAUCCACUCUG